Molecule: messenger RNA, 1232 nt
Organism: Lactuca sativa (garden lettuce)
Lineage: Eukaryota; Viridiplantae; Streptophyta; Magnoliopsida; Asterales; Asteraceae
Product: putative membrane-associated kinase regulator 2
Cellular component (GO): plasma membrane
Source: RefSeq, a predicted model, not a curated record
AUUUAUAUACCACCAACGAAUCAAACAACACACUCACUCUCUAAUCCCCUUUCACUGAAAAAGCACCUAAGCUUUUGCAGAAUCCUCAUUAAAACCCUCUUUUUCCCCCACGAAGUUCUCACAACAUCAAUACUCUGGCUUUCCCAACGAUGGACGUUUUCAGCAUGCUCAAGUUCUGGAGGUACGCCGGAGGUGGAGAUCCUGAUUCUGCUUCCUCUUUCGACGAUGAAGAGUCGUUCUUCGAUUUGGUGUUUACUAAUCCAGGUGAUGAAAACGACAAUGAAUGUGACGCGUCUCCUGAUGUCAACCUCUUUGGUGGUGAUUCCAAAUCGAGUUUCAGAUUUUCGUAUCCUGAUGAGGUUUAUUCGAGGAAUAAUCGGAAGAUUUUGCCUCUCGGUUCACCGAAAUCUCCUCUUCGAGCGUUGAUUCCAGGGUUUCAGAAUACCAAAUCGAGAUUAGAUAAGGAAACUUUCGAAAUUGAAGAAGUUAAGAUCGGAUCAUUGCUUAAGAGAGAUAACAGUCUGAGACAUAAAUUGCAAACGGAGAAGCUUCUGGAUAGUGAUCAGGUUCCAUCUAAGCGUUUCUCCAAGGACGUUGUGAACAAGUAUCUGAAUCUGAUUAAGCCUUCAUACGUAAAAGUUUCAAAGAGGAAUAACGAGAAAUCGAGGUUACAGGAGAAAUCCAUCACGCCGUCGUCUUCUCCGGCUUCAUCCGUGUUCUCACCGAGAAAGGAUGAGAAAAGAGGCGGUGGUGGUCGUGGUGCCGUGUUCAGAGAAGUUCGUAAGCAUUUAGGAAAGAGCCGUUCGGCGUCAGCAAUCCUACAAACGCCGGCGACGAAGAGCGAUGAUUCAGCGUUGGAACAACAGGACAGUAUCCGAAACGCGAUUCUCCAUUGCAAGAGAUCAUACAAUUCACCUUCAAAAGAUUGUUGUGUGCUUUCGAGAUCUGGAAGUGCUCCAUCAAACAACGAGCUACGAAUUUCCAUUGAUGAGGAAAACAGAAGCAGCAUUUGAAUGAAUGACAGAUUGGCGGGAAAUUUUGUUGAGAAGAUAACAUGAAACUUGUAAUUUCGUUUGUGUAAAACUAACUCAUGUAAAUCGAUCGAUUAGAAGUAAAGGUGUUGUAGCCAUGUGAAAAGCUACAUAGAAGACGUGGAUGAUGAAAAGCUUUUGUUUUGUUUCUUCUGUGUAUUGUAAAUUGAAGCUAAUCCCAACUAUGUUUCCAUGGCAUCA